GUCCCCUGCUUCCCCCUAUCUGCCGCCUAUAAGAGUAGCUGAGCUGCUCCACACAGUCAUCCACAGUCAUGGAGGGGAGAAGUGCACUGUUGCUGGGGCUGCUCUCUGCACUUUGGAUUGCAGUGGCUAUGCAAGAUUCGGAUAUCCCAAGUCAGUUGUCUCAAUUUUGUGGCAUGAGUGACUGUCCGAAGUACCAGCUGCUAAAACAAUAUGAUAACUUUCAGCAUCGUCAGUAUGAAGAAACCCGUUGGGUGACAACCGCACUAGAACAAGACGUGAUGGGCACAGAGACAGCAAGAAGCUUCAGACGUCUGCUUAAUUAUAUCCAGGGGGCAAACACUGAAGGAAAGAGUAUUAAUAUGACUUUACCUGUGGUGAUGUAUAUUCCAUUAAAAGAACCACCCACAGUUAAUUCCAAAAUGUCCUUCUUUGUGCCGCAUGAAGUGGAGAAUCCUCCAACACCUACAGACCCUGAGGUUUACCUUGAGACUCUUUCUGCAUUUUCUGCAUAUGUAAAAGAUGAAACAUGGGUAGAGGAAGUCAUGGGACGCUUUGUUAAAGGAAGAGGAAGGACAGACGUCGAUCAGAUGCGACUUCGCCUGGCUUUUGGAGGAUAUGCCAUAAACAAUAUAUAUGCCAAUAAGGCUAGGAAACUAGCAGAAAAGCUGAGGGCCCUUGGUCUUCAGUUCGAUGAUACAUAUUACGUACGUGCCGGCUACAACGAUCUUUUUGCAUUAUUCAACCGCCACGGUGAAGUGUGGUACAUGGCAAAGUAAACUCAUUUCAGCAGUGGGGACUCUUUUUGCCGCCUCUUUUUGCCGCCUCUUUUUGGCCCAUGCCUUCUGUUGUAAUAUUUACUAGCGAGGUAGAUCCCAUGAUUUUUUUUCUGCUCAGAAACUAACUGGGGAAAAAGUUCUCUUUUGGCUCCUGGAGAACACCUUUCGGUGAGGGCCAAAGAUUGCCAUGUCUUAUAGGGGUGUGAAUCGCCAAGAAUUUGGCGAUUCGAUUCGAAUCGCGAUACCAGUGUGGCGAUUCAAUAUAUCCCGAUAUAUCGCGAUACCGUCUAGGCGACGAUACAUCGCGAUAUAUCCCGAUACAUCGCCCAUCUGGGAGCAUUCAUAGAUCCCAAUAGAUCUAGUAGUCCGGUGCUCAC
Molecule: messenger RNA, 1153 nt
Organism: Hyla sarda
Lineage: Eukaryota; Metazoa; Chordata; Amphibia; Anura; Hylidae
Product: heme-binding protein 2-like
Exons: 5
Coding region: 69-776 (235 amino acids)
Cellular component (GO): cytoplasm
Source: RefSeq, a predicted model, not a curated record